AGCCCACUGGCUUCUUCUGAACUCACGCUUCAGUUCUUCCAAAGCCCACGGCCAGAGGAGUCCUCUGGGGAAAAACGUAGCAUGCGCCCGCUGGGAGAGCCGGAAGUGGAUUCCUGGUGGCUGGUUUCUGCUGCUCCGCCGGAUUACAAUCUCCCUCCGUUUCUCCACCUUCCGUGGGAAUUUCGGGUUUCGAGAAUGUGGAACGACGGCGUCUUCCCGUCUCUCUCUCCUCCUUCCAACACCAGCUUCGCGGGGAACAGCGAAUCUCGGAUUCAGAGUUCCAACACCUUCGCAGAGCUCGAGAGACACUAUAAUGUGGAUAUCUUCACCACUCCUCAGGACUCCGACUGUUUCCAUCUCGGGAGUUUUCCCCCACCUCUCUCACCGGCCACUGGCCUCUCCGCAACUCCAUUAAAUUCCACUCCAGGAGAUGGUGAUGUUUUGACGGCUAUUGCUGCCACCAACCUGAGACCAUCCGCAAUGACUCUAAUUCAACCUAAUAGUGUGGUGGGAUGUAAUAAACGGAUGGCAUCCAGUGAUUCUAUCAGCAAGAGAACAACUAGUAGACAAGCAUCAAAGAGGCUGAAGACGGCGGAGAAGCUGCAUCAACCGCCAUGUAAUGAAUCAGAAUCAACCCAUCCACAGCUGAUGAAAGCGCCAGUGAGGAGGAGCCAGAAGCUAGGGGAUAAAAUUACAGCUCUACAGCAGCUAGUUUCUCCAUUUGGGAAGACUGAUACAGCAUCAGUACUUCAUGAGGCCACUAUUUGCAUUAAAUUGCUCCAUGAGCAGAUCCAGGUGCUGACUGCUCCUUACUUCGGAAUCAAAUCUUCACCUCACUUGCCGGGCCAUGGAGGAGAGGAAGCCAGCUUGCAAAGCAAAGGAUUGUGUUUGGCUCCCAUCUCAUCAACCAUCGUUAGUCUCAUAAAUCAACCAGCAAGCACUUCCCAUAGCCCCAAGAGAACCACCAUGGCAACCAGUGCAUGUUUUUAUUGACGAUCUCAGGAUGGUCGUCAGUUGGAGCCGCUUUGGUUCUCGCGGCAUGUUCCAAUUUUACGCUACACACGGUGAAGGUGUCAAGCGUUUUAGGUGAUCAAAGAAUUAAAACACAAGUUAGUUUGGAUGGAAUGAGAUGAUGAGCUGCUUCUCAAAUUAUGUAGCUAUUAAACUGUGCUUUUGUUCAUGGGGGCUACUUGAA
Messenger RNA from Elaeis guineensis (African oil palm), 1195 nucleotides. RefSeq lists its product as uncharacterized. NCBI's taxonomy places the organism in Eukaryota, Viridiplantae, Streptophyta, Magnoliopsida, Arecales, Arecaceae. Gene Ontology annotation, biological process: regulation of transcription by RNA polymerase II. The record is from RefSeq and is a predicted model, not a curated record. Gene Ontology annotation, molecular function: DNA-binding transcription factor activity, RNA polymerase II-specific; RNA polymerase II cis-regulatory region sequence-specific DNA binding; protein dimerization activity. Gene Ontology annotation, cellular component: nucleus.